Messenger RNA from Arabidopsis thaliana (thale cress), 623 nucleotides. Its product is annotated as Aquaporin-like superfamily protein. Lineage: Eukaryota; Viridiplantae; Streptophyta; Magnoliopsida; Brassicales; Brassicaceae. Gene Ontology annotation, cellular component: membrane. Bases 204 to 623 code for a protein of 139 amino acids. Gene Ontology annotation, biological process: water transport; transmembrane transport. The transcript has 3 exons. The record is from RefSeq and is marked reviewed. Gene Ontology annotation, molecular function: channel activity.
GGAAAACAAAUAGGACGUACGAACUUCAAAAAGUUCUUCUUCUCAUUAGCCGAGUCUCUCUUUCCAUCUGACGGGAUUGAUCGAGAAUCAACCACAGUGUUGUCAUGACUUUCACGUCUCCUGACAGAGAAGGAACAUAACUGUUCAAGUCAUCGGAUCAACCUUGGCAUAUGCGACUCUGCGUCUUCUGUUUAAUCUGAACAAUGAUGUGUGCAGCAAGAAACACGAUGUCUUCCUCGGGGUCAUCUCCUUCUGGGUCUGAUCUUCAAGCAUUCGUGAUGGAGUUCAUCAUUACCGGCUUCCUCAUGUUAGUCGUCUGUGCCGUCACAACCACCAAGAGAACUACAGAGGAACUAGAGGGGCUAAUCAUUGGGGCAACCGUCACACUGAAUGUUAUCUUUGUUGGAGAGGUAUCAGGAGCAUCGAUGAAUCCAGCAAGAAGCAUAGGACCUGCACUUGUGUGGGGAUGUUACAAAGGGAUUUGGAUAUACUUGCUGGCUCCAACACUUGGUGCCGUCUCUCGGGCCUUGAUUCAUAAAAUGUUACCGUCAAUACCAAACGCAGAGCCUAAGUUCUCCAAGACAGGAUCUUCUCAUAAACGAGUUUCCGAUCUUCCUCUGUGA